This is a messenger RNA of Spodoptera littoralis (African cotton leafworm), 651 nucleotides long. Lineage: Eukaryota; Metazoa; Arthropoda; Insecta; Lepidoptera; Noctuidae. The record is from the annotation of a GenBank genome assembly.
AUGCCCAUCGAUCUAUACUACGUGCCAGGCUCCGCUCCCUGCCGCGCCGUGCUCCUCACCGCCAAGGCUCUUAACCUCAACCUGAACCUCAAACUAGUGGAUCUGCACCAUGGAGAACAUCUCAAGCCAGAAUAUAUCAAGCUCAACCCUCAACACACAGUGCCCACCCUAGUGGACGAUGGGUUCUCAAUCUGGGAGUCGCGCGCCAUCAUCACAUACUUGGUGAACAAAUACGGCAAGGGCAGCAGCUUGUAUCCUGAGGAACCCAAAGCCAGGGCCCUGGUAGACCAGCGCCUGUACUUCGACAUCGGCACUCUGUAUCAGAGAUUUGCUGAUUACUUCUACCCACAAGUGUUCGGUGGCGCCCCCGCUGACAAAGACAAGCUGGCCAAGAUUGAAGACGCUCUGCAACUCCUCAACACAUUCCUCGAAGGUCAGAAGUUCUGUGCUGGUCCCACCCUGACCCUCGCUGACCUCAGUCUCGUCGCCAGCGUGUCUAGCUUCGAAGCUUCUGAUGUGGACUUCAAGAAAUACCCUAACAUUAAGAGAUGGUAUGAAACAGUGAAGAGCUCAGCGCCUGGUUAUUUGGAGGCUAACGAGAAAGGCCUGGAUGCCUUCAAGGGUCUCGUCAACAGCAUGAUGAAGAAGUAA